Messenger RNA from Clupea harengus (Atlantic herring), 5054 nucleotides. RefSeq names its product chloride channel, voltage-sensitive 4 (gene clcn4). NCBI's taxonomy places the organism in Eukaryota, Metazoa, Chordata, Actinopteri, Clupeiformes, Clupeidae. The record is from RefSeq and is a predicted model, not a curated record. The transcript is spliced from 12 exons. The coding region runs from base 216 to 2519 and encodes 767 amino acids. Gene Ontology annotation, molecular function: voltage-gated chloride channel activity. Gene Ontology annotation, biological process: transmembrane transport; chloride transport. Gene Ontology annotation, cellular component: Golgi apparatus; plasma membrane; synaptic vesicle.
UAGUGAGUGCGCCCUCGGUGACAUCUGAGAGGGAUGCAUUGUGGGAACUCCAGAAAUCUUCAGACGCCCUCAUCUUUAUUUAUCAAACCAGCUGUGCCACCGUCGCAACAUUGGCACAAUAAGCGUGCCAAAAUUGCGAAACACGAGUAAAAUGGGCAUGCUCGUUAUUGUCACAUAAAAUCGCAAAGCCAACCUUCGUUGAGAAGCACAGAAACAUGGAGGCUGAUGCAAUAAGCAACGCCACUCCCACGGAGGAGAUGAACGGGCCGGGGAACCUGAUGGACUUCCUGGACGAGCCCUGUCCUGACAUGGGCACCUACGAGGACUUCCACACCAUCGACUGGCUGAGGGAGAAAUCCCGCGACACAGACCGCCACAGGAAGAUCACCAACAAGAGUAAAGAGUCCAUCUGGGAGUUUAUCAAGAGCCUGCUGGAUGCGUGGUCCGGAUGGGUGGUAAUGCUGCUCAUUGGCCUGUUGUCAGGCACGCUGGCUGGCGUCAUUGAUCUGGCCGUGGACUGGAUGACGGACUUGAAGGAGGGCGUGUGUCUGUCUGCGUUCUAUUACAGCCACGAGCAGUGCUGUUGGACCUCCAACGAGACCACCUUCGACGACCGGGACAAGUGUCCCCAGUGGCAGAAAUGGUCCGAACUCAUGACCGGUUACAAUGAGGGCGCUGGGGCGUAUCUGCUAAACUACUUCCUGUAUGUGAUGUGGGCGCUCUCCUUCUCCUUAAUGGCCGUGUCUCUGGUGCGCGUGUUCGCCCCCUACGCCUGUGGCUCAGGAAUCCCAGAGAUUAAGACGAUCCUGAGUGGCUUCAUCAUCCGUGGCUACCUCGGCAAGUGGACCCUGCUGAUUAAGACGGUCACCCUGGUUCUGGCCGUGUCAUCUGGCCUCAGUCUGGGCAAGGAGGGCCCGCUGGUUCAUGUGGCCUGUUGCUGUGGCAACCUGUUCUGCAGCCUGUUCUCCAAGUACAGCAAAAACGAGGGCAAACGCAGGGAGGUGUUGUCUGCAGCUGCUGCGGCCGGCGUCUCGGUGGCCUUUGGGGCUCCAAUAGGAGGAGUGCUCUUCAGCCUGGAAGAGGUGAGCUACUACUUCCCCCUGAAGACCCUGUGGCGCUCCUUCUUCGCCGCCCUGGUGGCCGCCUUCACCCUGCGCUCCAUCAACCCCUUCGGCAACAACCGCCUGGUGCUGUUCUACGUGGAGUACCACACGCCCUGGUACAUGGCCGAGCUGGUGCCCUUCAUCCUGCUGGGCGUGUUCGGAGGCCUGUGGGGCACGCUGUUCAUCCGCGCCAACAUCGCCUGGUGCCGCCGACGCAAGACCACCCAGCUGGGCAAGUACCCGGUGCUGGAGGUGAUCGCGGUGACGGCCAUCACGGCCGUGCUGGCGUUCCCGAACCCGUACACGCGCCGCAGCACCAGCCAGCUCAUCUCGGAGCUGUUCAACGACUGCGGCGCGCUGGAGUCCUCGCAGCUCUGCGACUACUACAACAGCCCCAACAUGACCCGGCCCGUGGACGACAUUCCCGACCGGCCUGCCGGACCGGGUGUGUACACCGCGCUCUGGCAACUAGCGCUGGCGCUCGUCUUCAAGAUCGUCAUCACCAUCUUCACCUUCGGCAUGAAGAUUCCGUCUGGGUUGUUCAUUCCCAGUAUGGCGGUGGGCGCCAUCGCUGGGCGCAUCGUGGGCAUCGCAGUGGAGCAGAUGGCGUACCACCACCACGACUGGAUCAUCUUCAAGAACUGGUGCCGCCCCGGAGCUGACUGCGUCACGCCAGGCCUCUAUGCCAUGGUUGGCGCUGCCGCAUGUCUGGGUGGCGUAACGCGUAUGACGGUGUCCCUGGUGGUGAUCAUGUUUGAGCUGACGGGCGGUCUGGAGUACAUCGUCCCGCUCAUGGCGGCCGCCGUCACCAGCAAGUGGGUAGCGGACGCGUUCAACAAGGAGGGCAUCUACGAGGCGCACAUCCGCCUGAACGGGUACCCGUACCUGGACCAGGACGAGUUCACGCACCGCACGCUGGCCACGGACGUGAUGCGGCCGCGCCGCGCCGACCCGCCGCUGGCCGUGCUCACGCAGGACGGGACCACCGUGGAGGACGUGGAGACGCUCAUCAAGGACACCGACUACAACGGCUUCCCCGUCGUGGUGUCGCGAGAGUCCGAGAGACUCAUCGGCUUCGUCCAGCGCAGGGACCUCACGCUCGCCAUCAAGACUGCUCGUCAGAAGCAGGACGGCGUGGUGAGUAACUCCGUCGUGUACUUCACGGAGGACGCGCCCCAGCUCCCCCCCGACUGCCCCCAGCCCCUCAAGCUGCGGCGGAUCCUCAACCUCAGCCCCUUCACCGUCACCGACCACACCCCCAUGGAGACCGUGGUCGACAUCUUCCGCAAGCUGGGUCUCAGACAGUGCCUGGUCACGCGCAGCGGGCGACUGCUGGGAAUCAUCACUAAGAAGGACGUGCUGAGGCACAUGGCUCAAAUGACAAACCAGGAUCCCGAGUCCAUCAUGUUCAACUAGUGUGUGUGUGUGACGAACCGUCCCCGAUCCUCGUCCCCUGCGCGCCCGAACAAAGCCUAUGCCUUGAAGGACAUUUGUCAGCGUUUGUAAAUAGUGCAUUACUACUGUUACUUACCAAACAUUCACUCCACGUCUUGUGUACCAGUAGGUGGGUUUGUAGACACCUGUGACAGGUAACAUAGGAGAGAGAGACGGAGAAAGAGAGCGAGAGAGAGACGGAGAAAGAGAGAGAGAGAGACGGAGAAAGAGAGAAAGAAAAAAACAAACAGACAGGGUGGGCCAACAGUUUGUGAUACUGUUCUGUGAAAUGUAUUUUUUGUUUUUUUGUUUUUUUGUUAUUAUUAUUAUUAUUGUUAAUGCUGCCAUAUUUAUAUUUUCACCGAAGGAGAACAAUAUGCUUGUGUUGUUAUUAUGCAUAGUCAUCGUCAGGUUUUAUGACUCUUUGAAGAGAUGCACAUUUUACGUGGACAAUUGUGGUUUUUAUUUAAUUUUUUUUUUUUUUUUAAAGGGAGCUUUGGAAGUGCUUCUGGCAAUAGAGCGGUCUGUGGCGAACACUAAGAGAAACACUAAGAGAAACUGAAUGUAAUUGACAAAGGAGCCGGACAGGAUCUCUAUAAUGUACAGAUACUAAUCAUGCAGCUAUUUAUUUAACACGAUGUGUUCUGGGUAGAUUUUCUUGACAGGUACACAGUAUUAAGGUGGAAAACACGGCCAACAACUCGAGGCUCGUUCAGAAACUCUCAGCAUGUCAGCUGUGACACUAUGACUGCGCCAUAGCUAUGGCCAUAUCUCCGUCCCCUUCGCUCAGAAUGGCGUCGUUGUUUGAGUUGGUGCGUUAAUGUUCAUUGGAGCCAUGAAAUGUGUACAGUACUACGAGACCCCGGGCCACUGGUGAUGAUGACGUCUACGCAUUUAUUACGUGUUGCGUUUCAGGAUGCUUUGUGUUAUAUCUCGCUGUAAACAGUUAAGGCCCUGAUAUGAACGGCGUGUGUCGUUGUCAUGUACAGUGGUUUCGGGAAGUUCUCAGAGCCUUUCAGAUUUUCCACAUUUUGUUUAUGUUUCAGACUACGUUUCAGACUUCUAUCUACACACAAUACUCCACAAUGACAAAGCAAAAUCAGGUUUUUUUGGAGUGUUUUGUUCAUUUAUUAAAAAUAAAACGCCGAAAUGUCCUCUUUAUAUAAGUGUUCACACCCUUCACUCGGCCCCAUCCUGAGAUUCUGAACACCUCUGGAAAAGGUUUCCACGCUGGAUUGCUCGGUAUUUUUCUGCAUCCAUCUUUCCCUCUGUUCUGACUAGUCUCCCUGUCGCAGAAAGCAUUCUCACACGCUGGCGCUGCCAGCCCCGGGUUUGACUGCAGGAAUGAAUGGGUAUUAAUGAGUUGAUGCUCAGUGCCUGGGUUCCACCACACACAUCAUUGGGAAUUGAGGCAAAAUAGUUCAGUCUACGUUUCACCAAACCAGAGGAUUUUGCUUCUCAUGAUCUGAGAGUCGUUCUGGUGCUUUUUUUUGGCAAACUCCCAUUGGGCUGUCUUGUGCCUUCCGUUUGGCCACUCUACAUUAAGGCCUGAUUGGUGGAGGGUCUGAAUACUUAUGUAAAUGGGAUAUUUCAGUCUUUUAUUUUUAAUAAAUGAAUGUGGAGUGUUGCGUGUGGAUUGAUGAGAAUGAAUUGAAUCCAUUUUAAGAUGAGUCUGAAACAUAACAAAAUGUGGAAAUUUCUGUAAGUAAUGUGCAUCAAGUGAACACUAUAGAGGCAUCAAGUGAAGCACUAUAGAGGCAUCAAGUGAACACUAUAGAGGCUGUAUAAAAGGAUGCAUUAGAUAAAGCAACAGAAGAGGGUUUGUUUAAAGUAUGUGGGCUACCACUAUGGAGUAGACUCCAUCUUAACAGCUACCAUUAUGGACUGGUCUUAACAGGAACUGGAAGUAGUUUAUGAAUAGCUACCACUAUGGAGUAGACUCCAUCUUAACAUGAACUGGAAGUAGUUUAUAAAUAGCUGCCACUAUGGAGUAGACUCCAUCUUAACAUGAACUGGAAGUCAUUUAUGAAUAGCUACCACUAUAGACUGGUCUGACCAGGAACUGGAAAUGCUGUAGAAGCUUGAUCAUCUUCUGCUUGAACCUCACUCUUAUGUCCACUGAAGCAGUGAAAAGUUGUCUGUCUGGCUGCACAAUGUGAAGGGACAAAAUCGUGCAACCAUAUCAAAAAGUGUUUAAAACACUUACCCUGCAUACAGAAUAUUGUCAUGCCCUUUGUCCUGGUGUCAACCCUCCACACUAAUACAAUAUUUAAAAUACAGAAGUGAAUUAUGAGUAUUAUUUUUUUUUUUUUACAUUGUCAAACGAACAAGCACAGAUACAAGAAUGAGUGCUUUAAUGUCACAGUGAUACAAAUGGAACAACAUAUAAUUCUUUGAAAUUCAUAUGAUGUCAAUUGGUAAAAAGGGUCAGACAAAUACUGUAAAAUAAAUCUGAUAAACAAAUAUUCUUAUAAACAAACACUCUGAACACAUUCAUUAAAUCUGUGAGAACUCGGA